GGAAAAUAUGUAGUUAAUGGUGUAAAAAAGUGUAGUGGGGAAUUACUUAUGUAGUUAGCUGGAACUAGUUCCCGUUGACGAUUUUUUUCAACAGAUUAACUGUCAUUGAGAUCAGGAGAAAUUAUUUCUAGGUACAGCACUGAUGUGUGUAUUUAUUUCUCUCGUAAUGCACUGCGCAGCCGUUAAUUUGAGUUGUAAGGAAAUUGGAGUCCGGCAGUUUUGGUUAUGAAUUUUUGUUAUUAUUUCUUGUAAUUAUAGCACGUUGACUAUGUUAACACAAAUUUUUCGUACUAUUUUCCGAAAUGGGUAUUCCUAUGGAAGUAAAAUAAGUUGCAAUUUAACUGGCAAAGUAUUCCAACAAUUAAGAACUGUCACACCGCAAUGUCAUUCUCAAAAUUUGAUUACUCCAAAUCGGAGUUUCAUGUCAAAGCCAAUUUUAUCAUGUUCAAUUUUAACACAAAUUACAAAUAAACCAUGUGCGUUGUCGACACCUUUAACAAGCAUUAAUACAAAUUUGAAUAAUGUUCAAAAUCCACCAGUACGAACACUAGUAAAAUUUACAAGACAUAAUGGAAAAAGAGUAUCUAAUCCUGAUGUUUUGGAGCGUUUUUACAGACUAAAUUGGGGAAUAUGGAUAAGAACUAGAGCAGGACGGCAUAAGAGAUUAUGGAAAAAGCGAGCAUCAAGAAUUGUAAGGUCUCGUCAACAUGUAUUUUGCAACUCUACUCAAUCAUAUACUUUAGAUAAAAUGGUAACAAAAAAAUGGAGAAAACCUACAUAUUUUGUUGAUGAUCCGUACAACCCUUAUCAUCAACGCGAAGAAUUUUGGGUCACUCGAACUAAGCCCUUACCUUGAAAAUUUUUUAAAAAAUCAUUUAGAUAACUAAAUGUGUAUAGAUUGGUUAUGCUCUACAAUUAAAAGAAUACUUAAUAAAAAUUUGAGGUAAUAAAGAGCAUUUAACAUUA
Messenger RNA from Chelonus insularis, 966 nucleotides. RefSeq names its product mitochondrial ribosomal protein L35 (gene mRpL35). The record is from RefSeq and is a predicted model, not a curated record. The coding region runs from base 269 to 856 and encodes 195 amino acids. The transcript has 4 exons. NCBI's taxonomy places the organism in Eukaryota, Metazoa, Arthropoda, Insecta, Hymenoptera, Braconidae. Gene Ontology annotation, molecular function: structural constituent of ribosome. Gene Ontology annotation, cellular component: mitochondrion; ribosome. Gene Ontology annotation, biological process: translation.